AUGGAGCUGCGCCCGGCGCCGCCGGGUACCGGCAUCGUGUUCUGCCGCACCGACCAGCCGGCGGGCUCCCGUCGGACGAUCGAGGCGGUCUACGGGAACGUCGUGGACGCGACUCUCUGCACGGCGAUCGGCAACGGCAGGGUCUCGGUGCGGACGAUCGAGCACCUCAUGGCCGCGUUCGCCGGUUGCGGAAUCGACAAUGCGGUGGUCGAGUUGGACAGCGAGGAGGUUCCCGCGAUGGACGGGAGCGCCGCGCCAUUCGUCUUUCUCAUCGAAUGCGCCGGAGUCGUCGAGCAGUGCGCCCCCCGGCGCAUGAUCGAGGUGCUGAAGCCGGUCAGGUUGGGCGACGAGAAUCGCUAUAUCAGCAUCACCCCGGCAGAGAGGUUCUCCAUUCGCUGCGACAUCGACUUCGACCAUCCCGCUCUCGGGUAUCAGUCGGUCGUCUUCGAUCCGCUCUGCUCCAGCUUCCGCACCGAGAUCGCGCGGGCGCGAACCUUCUGCAGGGAAUCGGAUGUGGAGAGCAUCCUCGCCUCCGGCAUGGGCCGCGGCGGGUCUCUGGAGAACACCGUGGUCAUUGGUGAGGACGGACCUCUCAACGAGGGCGGUCUGCGCUAUGCCGACGAGUGCGCGCGGCACAAGGCGCUCGACUGCUUCGGCGACCUCUACCUCGCCGGUGCGCCGAUAAUCGGUCACGUCCGCUGUCUGCGCUCCGGCCACGGCAUGAACCACGCGCUCCUCUCCGCCCUGUUGGAGGAUCCCGAUGCGUGGCGGUUCACUGGAGUGGAACACGAUACGGUCUUUGGAGAGCCGGACCGCGAACCGGUUGCCGCCAUCGCGUAA
Messenger RNA from Geodia barretti, 840 nucleotides. The record is from the annotation of a GenBank genome assembly. NCBI's taxonomy places the organism in Eukaryota, Metazoa, Porifera, Demospongiae, Tetractinellida, Geodiidae.